Paramecium sonneborni is the source of this 207-nucleotide messenger RNA. The record is from the annotation of a GenBank genome assembly. Lineage: Eukaryota; Ciliophora; Oligohymenophorea; Peniculida; Parameciidae.
AUGGUAUGAUAUUGAUUUAUAAUUUAGGUUAUUCAAGUAAAGAGUUUAAAUCUUUAAGAUCAUCCUCUAUAUUAAAAGUUAGUAAAACAAUAUUCGUAUGUAUUUAACUUGAUGUUUAAUACAUUUGCUACAAUUACUGACACAAAGAAGAGUGAAAGUUCCAUUGAUCAAGAUUUUUUUCAAAAUUUAUUCGCUUAAUUAAUCUGA